AGGAUGUAAACAAAACUUCAAUCGUAAUACCAUCAAUACAAAAGCCUGUUUACAAAAUCUUGAUUUCAUCAUACCCUCGUCGCGAUUUGGUAUACCAUUAUCGGAAAUAACAAGCAUUCUAGGUUGAUUUAUUGCAGGAUUGCUGGAUUGAAUUCUAUACAUCAUGUCUGACCCAGUUCAAUUCACUGGCAUGCGGGUCCUUGGGGACGACGCAAAGACAGGGAUCGACAAUGCUGCGUAUAUAAACAACGAACAGAAUGCCGAAAACGAGACCAAGCUGGACUCACCUACAUCACACAAACACGAACAAAAGUUUGAGAAAGACCCCCCGGAAACAAAAUACGAAAUUCCAAGCGAGUAUGAUAACAUACCAGAUGUGAAUUUUGGAGACAAGACAACUGCAGAUUCAAGAGCUGGCGAAGCAGAAGAUGAACAUUAUAACGCUUACAACAGAGCCAUUGUAGGCUCUCGUGAGACGAUCUACUCGUUUUAUGAGGACCAUACAAAGGUUAUCCACACCGGUUUCGGCCUUUUUCUGCUGGUUCUCUAUUUCGCCUAUGUCGCCUACGCUUUCUAUUACAGAUUUGGCGACGAAGGAUCAUGGCGGCUGUUGGGUGUCACCAUCUUUAUUGUUCUCAUCAUCACCAUUACGAAGCUGUCCGAAGCUUACGAGGAGUCCAUAAACGCUUGGUGGGACAGAGUUAAAGAAUACCAGAAAUCCAAAUGUGCGCGCAGAACCGGCCUAACAAUUGCAUGGGCUUUACGUAUCAUUGUGGUAGUCGGGGUUGUGACCUAUGUGAUCAUAGACAUCGCCAUAGACCAGCCAGCCAACCUCAUAUCUGUGGCGGGGAUGGUCCUCUAUAUCAUUAUCUUCUACAUCUUCUCCAUCAAUCCCGCGAAGGUGAACUGGCACACUGUGUUCUGGGGUAUCGCCCUCCAGUACGUGUUUGCUCUGCUCAUCCUUCGCACAGAAACCGGGUACCAGAUAUUCAAGUGGCUAGGGGACCGGGUCACUGAGUUCCUGGAACACACUAUGGCCGGGAUACUGUUCGCAUUUGGAGAUACAUACACAGACCACUUCUUCGCUAUGAAGGUGCUGUCCAUAGUGAUCUUCUUCUUCACUUUCAUUAACAUAAUGUAUUACCUUGGUGUGAUGCAGGCGGUUAUCAAGGUUGUCGGCAGGUUCCUGGCCUUUUGUAUGGGAACCACUCCCGCCGAAUCUAUCAACGCGGCCGCGAACAUUUUUGUGUCCAUGACGGAGUCCCCAUUGAUGAUCCGUCCGUUCUUGGAGGACAUGACGCGCUCGGAGCUACACGCCGUAAUGACAGGAGGGUUUGCCACCAUAGCCGGAAGUGUGCUGGGAGCUUACAUCUCAUUUGGGGUACCGGCCAAUCACCUUUUGUCGGCUAGUGUGAUGAGCGCCCCCGCAGCACUCGCCAUUUCAAAGCUUGCUUAUCCCGAAGUCGAGAAAUCCAAGGCGUCCAGCGACGAUUUUACUAAAAUGGAAAAAUCACCAGAACACAAUCUUAUUGAGGCUGCUUCGAAUGGCGCCACGGCCAGUCUGAAAAUUAUCGGCGCCAUCUUGGUAAACGUGAUUGCCUUCUUAUCCCUGCUGGCGUUUCUCAACGCUACGUUAACGUGGAUUGGUCACCGUGUGGGCAUCUAUGAGCCAGAUCUAACGUUUGAGCUGAUAACAUCGUACGUGUUGUUUCCCGUCUCCUUUUUCAUGGGCGUUGAAACCGGGGACUGUCGGAAAGUGGCGGAAUUAAUAGGCGUAAAAACGUUCACCAACGAGUUUAUAGCUUACGGUAACCUGAAGGUUUUGAUCGAAAACAGACAAGCCUUGAGUAACUACACGACCUUCCACAACACAACGGACUGGUUCUGGGACAAGGGCAAUGUGGUCCUUAACAUUACUGGAGAAGUCUUAGCGGGAGGAUUUAUCUCGGAGAAAUCCGAGAUCAUAUCCACGUACGCCCUGUGCGGUUUCGCCAACUUUGGCUCCAUCGGGAUCACUUUGGGGGGUUUAGGGAGCUUGGCGCCCAGUCGACGGAGUGAUCUGACACAAAUGGUUGUCCGGGCAAUGAUCUGUGGCAAUGUAGCAUGCUUCCUCACCGCUUGUAUAGCUGGUUUGCUAUACAAACCGUUUUAAGAUGGGCAGGAUUGGCGGUCGCUUCAAUGUUGAUGGUUUCUUAAACAAACUGUAGAAACAUCUCUUUGAGGAAGGUCAUAACUAUAGCUUAAGUGUUGUGUUCCGAACUUUUAUAACACAGCCAUUUUUUGCACAUUGUUAUUCGAAAAAGAAAGACGAAUUAACAUGAUAGCACAUGUGUGGUCGUCGCUGUCGUACAUUCACUUGGGUUAUGAAUAAGAAAUACCUCUUUUUGUAUUACGAAAUAGAGUGUGGUCAAUCAUUUGGAGUGUUACAACUACGAUACAGACGGCUGGAACUCUUCAACAACUGUUGAUAUAUGCUAAAAUAUUGUCUUUGAAGUCCACGAAUUUGAUAAGCGUUCGUAGCGCUUUUCAACAAAAUACUCAAAGGUUAAGUUACCCUUGUGUUUGUUUAUGAGUCUUUGUGGGCGUGUGGUUUUCUUGUAAGUUUUCUAAUUUUUCCUUCAUUGUACCGGCGUGUGUUCGCAUCCCACUAAUACCAAGAUAUCUUUUUAUAAAUAAAGUGUAUUUUGUCUGCAAUUACGGUAUCAAAGAUUAAAGAAAUUAUAACAUUAGUGUUUUCAGAUGCUUUACCGGUGAAAAAUAACUUGUGCCAAAACAUGAGCGAGUCCCUUUUACAUGGCCCAUAAUUCUAAAAUAUUUCAAAAUAUUCAAAUGAAACCAGGGACUCAUGUUAUCAAUGACAAUACGCCCAUGCGCCUUGUUUUGUCCACCAAAUUAUAAUGCGAAAAUUUAACCUUGGCCAUGACUCAACAACGAUUCAGAAUAAUCAGAUGAAAAUUAGUACACAUGUUGCCAGAGAAAAUGUGAACAUACAUGACAAAACCCAUAACUGAGAAUUCAAUAAUUGAUGACUCAUGCCUGUUAUGGACAAACAGUUAUACAAAGCGUAACGUUUGGCCACGUCUAAUAAAAUGUUCAGAUAGUUAAUUGAAAUUUAAUACACAUGUUGCCAGAUACAACAUGAAAAUGUAUUAAACAAUGCCCAUAAAUUUUACUGUGCAUUUAAUUGUUGUCAAGUAAUUCCUUUUUGUCGGCAAGAUUUGGCCAAUAGACGGGCAUUCGGCUUUGAACGUUCCGCAGUGCUGUUUUAUAUAUUUACUAAACAGUCGAAACUCGUUGGCUCGAAAUCGCUUGGCUCGAUUUCUUCGUUUGCUCAAACUUGAUGUUAAGUGCCAGUUUCUUUUUACUCAAUCGAUGCAUUCCCACUUGGCUCGAUAUUUGCGAAUCUUAAAGUAUUUUGGCCGGUCCCUGGGAUAUCGUGCAAACGGGUUUCGACUCUAGUAUGUUACUGUAUGUUUAUUUUUUAUGUUUUCAAUACAAUAUGAUUAUAUUUUUCGAACUGAUAUUUAACCAAUUGGUUGUUCUGUUUUUCUAAUAAUUAUUUGUGAACACUUGCUAAUUUUACAUUGUACUGGAUUAUUUAAACAUAGUACAGCUUUUGCUUUAGUAUCUAUUUGCAUAUUACUGUAAACACUGCAUUAAGCGGCCACCUUUGGGAAAAGGUCAAAGUGGCUGCCUUAGACAGGUGGCCACUUAAUCCAGGUUUGAAAUUUCAAUCACUUAAGCUUUGUUUAAACAGACUAUAUAUCUAUCAACCUACUCACACCACCAUCAGUAUCAUCGUUUAACCUUAUCAUAUUUAACUACUACUCAUAUAUAAUUAAUACCAUUCUUGCAAAUGUGUACACGCUUCACAAUGUGUUAGACAGGUUCACAUUUUCUAUGCGAUUAAACGAGCAAAACAGAA
Mya arenaria is the source of this 3925-nucleotide messenger RNA. Its product is annotated as solute carrier family 28 member 3-like. Bases 164 to 2152 code for a protein of 662 amino acids. Gene Ontology annotation, cellular component: membrane. Gene Ontology annotation, biological process: nucleoside transmembrane transport. The record is from RefSeq and is a predicted model, not a curated record. Gene Ontology annotation, molecular function: nucleoside:sodium symporter activity. The transcript is spliced from 16 exons. NCBI's taxonomy places the organism in Eukaryota, Metazoa, Mollusca, Bivalvia, Myida, Myidae.